UUAGAAUCUCCAAUUACAUAGGUGUUAAAACUUAGAACACGCAGAGGUUAACUCACAAAUAUUCACAGAGAGAGAUGGGAUCCAUCCCUCCAGAUAAUGUAAACGCAGCUGCAAGACAAAUGGAAGAUGGAAACACCCCUAAGGAGCUUGAUGCUGGAGCUUUAUUUGUGCUCAAGUCUAGAGGUUCAUGGUUGCACUGUGGAUAUCACUUGACAACUUCAAUUGUAGCACCAGCACUUCUAAGUCUUCCCUUUGCACUAUCAUUGACGGGCUGGUUUGCUGGUGUUUUGUGCCUAAUUGUGGCUGCAUUGGUUACCUUCUAUUCCUAUAACCUUCUCUCACUGGUUUUAGAGCACCAUGCACAGCUUGGUCAGCGCCAACUUAGGUUCAGAGACAUGGCUAGAGAUAUAUUAGGACAAGGAUGGGGCAGAUUUUUUGUAGGUCCAAUUCAAUUUGGUUUAUGCUAUGGUGCAGUCAUUGCAUGUAUUCUUCUUGGAGGGCAGAGCCUCAAGGUUGGUCUGUCAUUUUUGCCAAUAGGCCUACUGGCUAUUUAUCUACUCUCUAGUCCAAAGGGAACCAUGCAGCUCUAUCAAUUUGUUAGUAUAUUUGGUGUAUUACUGCUAGUCUUGGCACAAAUUCCAUCUUUCCACUCCCUAAGGCAUAUCAACCUUGUUUCUCUAGUCCUUUGUCUUGCUUAUAGCGCUUGUGCGACAUCGGGUUCCAUAUACAUUGGUUAUUCCAAGAAUGCACCUACUAAAGACUACUCCAUCAAUGGAAGUGCACAAAAUCGUGUCUUUGGAUCCUUUAAUGCUAUUUCAAUUAUUGCCACCACAUUUGGGAAUGGAAUUAUUCCUGAAAUACAGGCAACUAUUGCACCUCCAGUCAAGGGGAAAAUGUUCAAAGGACUAUGUGUGUGUUAUGCUGUUGUAGUAUCUACAUUUUUCAGUGUGGCGAUUUCUGGGUAUUGGGCAUUUGGCAAUCAGGCCAGGGGAACAGUUCUAGCCAAUUUUAUGGUUGAUGAGAAGUCUCUUUUGCCUACUUGGGUUCUCUUAAUGACCAAUGUUUUCACCCUCUUGCAAGUAGUAGCUGUUACUCUGGCUUACUUACAACCAACAAAUGAAGUGCUUGAGCGGAAGUUUGCAGAUGCAAAGAUUGAUCAGUUUGCAUUUCGUAAUGUUGUACCAAGGUUGGUUUUUCGGUCACUAUCAGUUGUUAUAGCCACAACUGUAGCUGCCAUGUUUCCCUUCUUUGGAGAUAUCAAUGCAGUGAUUGGAGCAUUUGGAUGCAUACCUCUUGACUUUGUUUUGCCCAUGGUCUUCUACAACGUGACUUUCAAGCCCUCCAAGCAUGGCCUAAUGUUUUGGGCUAACACAUUGAUUGCCACAAUCUUUUCAGCAUUUGGUGUGUUGGGAGCAAUAUCCUCAAUUCGUCAGAUAGGUCUUGAUGCCAAAACGUACCACUUGUUUGCAAAUUUGUAGUUAGAACAACUGCUAUGGUAAUUAGACAAUGACUCCUUUCACUGUUACUUUUGUCAAGGAAUUCAAAAGUGAGGCAAAUCUAUAUAUGACUAAAAACUGAAGCGUAACAUUUAAUUUGCUAUGCUUAGGUUGAGCCACAUCAAUAGUCAUGUCAUUACAAUUUUUUUUCUUGAAUUUGUCCUAUAAUUUAAAAAUACUAAUAAGAAGAAAACAAUUCCCAACCCUAUCUCUUAUACGGUUACAAUUUUAGACUACAACCUUUUGUGUUCCAUAGUUACAAUUUCAAACGGCAAUCCUUUGUAUUCCAUGGUUACAAUCUCAAACGGCAACCCUUCAGCUUCCUAAUGCCAGACUUUGGCUUUCUAACUCCAUCUCUUUCUCUCUUCACAUUAUAUUAAUACAAUUUAAAAAUAGUUUUCCUAAAUUUAAAAAUACUAAUAAAAAAGAAAAUACUUCCCAACUCUAUCUCUUACAUGGUUACAAUUUUAGAUAGCAACCUUUUGUGUUCCAUGGUUACAAUCUCAAACGGCAACCCUUCAGCUUUCUAAUGCCAAACUUUGGCUUUCUAACUCCUUCAUCUCUUUCUCUCCUCACACUAUAUUAAUAUUGAAAAGUUGGAUGAUUUAGUUCAGAUAUCUCUAAAUCCUAGUUGCUCUUGACCUCUAUUCUUGUGACUGCCCUACAUAAUAGUUCAAUGUAAAGAUUAGAUUAAUAGUA
Messenger RNA from Quercus lobata, 2195 nucleotides. Its product is annotated as GABA transporter 1-like. Lineage: Eukaryota; Viridiplantae; Streptophyta; Magnoliopsida; Fagales; Fagaceae. The coding region runs from base 75 to 1478 and encodes 467 amino acids. The record is from RefSeq and is a predicted model, not a curated record. The transcript is spliced from 7 exons.